AUGGUCCGUAACCUGUGUGACCUGUGGGCGCUGCAGCUGGUAUGCGGCCUGCCAUCGCCCGAGGCCGCCUUCCAGCAGGGCGUGAUUCUGCGCCAGCUGGCGGAGCAGACGGAAGCCGACGAGGCAGCGGACCUGCUGCGCCAGUCGCUGGAGUCGUUCUACCUCACCCUGGACCGACUGCGCGACCCAUUGUUCAGCGCGCCGCAGCAGCUCCGAGACGACCUGGCCGUCCAGAUUCGAGAGGUGGAGGCCAUGAGGAUGGAGGAGACUGCCUCCUCAACGCACGUGAAUGGCUUUUCGAGCGUGCAGGCCGGCCAGGAGGGUGGGCUGAUCACGCCGCGCCGGCCUGCGACCGGCGUGGCAAGCGUGGCCACAUCUACCCCGCGGCUCGCCACCGUCAACACCCCGCCGCGGCCGGCCGACCUCUCCUCCAGCUUCGGAAAUGAGUCGCGGCCCUCCCUGGAUCGCGUGUGCGCCGAGCUGAUGAGCCUGAAGACCUCGCAGCAGGCAAUUCUGCGCCUGCUGUCGGAGCGGCGCUCGGAGAGCCAGCCGACCGAGCAAAGCCAGCGGAACGAGCCGCCCGCCCCGCUGCUGGACGAACUGCGUGCCUCGUUGGAAGACGUGCGCAUCGCUGUGGCUGAAGUGCUGCGUGACAGCCGCCAGUCGAUGCAGCAGCUCAGGCCGGCGCCGCCGCUCGUGUCGCCCGAGAUGUACGGCUACAUGGUCGCCCUCGCCAACAUGCGCGGCGUGCCCAUGCUGCCGCUGGGUCCGCCGGGUGCGCUGCCGUAUCCCGCCCACCGCGUACCAGGGCCUGCCGAUCCAGGACCCGCUGCAGCGGCGCCGGCCAACGUCACGGUGUCGAGCCGAGAGGCGCUGCCGGCCCCGGACAGCGCGGUGCCGUCCGUCCCGCCGUCCGUCAUCGUGCCGCCCGAGCACCGUAAGCCGCCAGUGGUGAGCCAGCAGCAGAUCGCCGCCACCAACGGCCAGAAGUCGCCGCACCAGUUCCAGAUUCAGCUGCCCUCGAGCGCCCAGCUGAGCGUGACUUCUCCGCUCGCCGACUCAGACAAGCCGGCAUUCAGCCGGGUCAGCACGCUGCCCAACAUCCCGGCGCCGCAGUACAGCGCCGUGUCGCCGCUGCCCGGCCGGCAGGGUCCCGCCAACCGCUCGCCCGGCAGGGAGCGGCUCGACUCCACCGGCUCUUUCCACGAGGACCCCGAGUACGAGCCGAUGGCCGACUUCAAGCCGAUUGUGCCGCUGCCGGAGGAGGUGGAGGUGCGCACCGGCGAGGAGGGCGACACGCCGCUCUUCGCCGCCCGAUGCAAGCUCUACCGCUUCACCGACGCCGAGUGGAAGGAGCGCGGCGUGGGCGAGCUGCGCGUGCUCUACCGACAGGAUGACGGCCGCGUGCGGCUCGUCAUGCGCCGCGAUCAGACGCACAAGGUGUGCGCCAACCACUUCCUGCAGCCGGGCAUGCAGUUGAACGCAAUGAAGGACCAGCCGCGGGCGGCCACCUGGGCGGCAAAGGACUUCGCUGAUGAAGAGCUGAAGGACGAGCGGCUGUGCGCCCGCUUCAAGACGGAGGAGAUCGCCGACGAGUUCCGAGCCGCCUUCGAGAAGGGCAAGCAGCUCGUCAGCUCCGGCUCCGGCGGGCGCGCGACAUCCACGCUGUCCAGCCGAGCCGCGUCUGCCAAGCCCGCUGCCGCCAAGCCUGCUGAUGCCAAGACGUCGGCGUCGAGCAUCCACACCGCGGCGGCUACGGAGGCGGGGAGCGCCAUACCAACGGUGGUGGCCGCCGCGGGGCGAGGCGCCGAAGACGAGGCCGAGGAUGACGACGACGAGUACGAGACAGAGGAGGAGACCACCACCAGCGAGGACGACGAUGACGAGGAGCCGUCACGGAUCGCCUGCAAGCCCGAAUUCAACUUCGCCUCGUCCGGCGACGGCAGUGGCGCCGCCUUCUCGUUCGGCUUCGGCGCGUCGCCGGCGGCAUCCACGUCCUCCGCCGCCUCCACUGCAGCCUCCACCGCCGCCGGGUUCAAGUUCGGUGACAAGGUGCCGCCAGCCGCCACCGCCGCCACCUUCCAGUUCGGGUUCGGGAAGGCGGUAGCUGCACCUCCCAGCACCACCGCCGGCUUCACGUUCGGCUCGCCGAAGCUGGCGACGGAGGCGGCAACGCCGGACGCCGGCAGCGGCUUCAAGUUCGGCCAGAGCUCAGGCUCCACCGCCAAGACCAGUCUGGGCGGCUUCAGCUUCACGGCCACGCCCAGCGUGAAGGAGCCGGAACCUGAGCCAGAGGCGGCCGCCGCGGCGGCGGCGGCGGCCCCGCCCAAGCCCAGUCCGUUCGCGGGCUUCACCUUCGGCACGCCGGCUUCCGCGGGCGAGGCCAAGCCACUGUUCUCCUCCGACAACGCCGCGUCCUUCGCAACCGUCGCCGCUCAGCCGGGGUCCGGCUUCAAGAAGGAUGACUCAUUUAAAGGGUUCACCGGCUUCGGGGCGCCCGUGUUCGGCGCCAGUCCGUCCGCGGCUGCGGCGGCGACGGCGACGGAUGGCGCGGACACGUCGGUCGAGGAGUACGAGCCGAGCGUGCACUUCGAGCCGGUGGUGCCGCUGCCAGAGCUGGUGGAGACGCGCACCGGCGAGGAGUCCGAGGAGAAACUGUUCGGCUGUCGCGCCAAGCUGUACCGCAUGGACCGCGACCUCAAGGAGUGGAAGGAGCGCGGCGUGGGCGAGAUCAAGAUCCUGAAGAACGCCGACACGGGCAAGUGUCGCGUGCUCAUGCGUCGCGAGCAGGUGCUGAAGCUGUGCGCCAACCACGUCAUCGCGCCGGAGAUGACUCUGAGCCGGCUGUCGAGUUCGGAGACCGCCUGGCUGUGGUCGGCCAACGACUUCUCCGAGGGCGAGGCCAGCCAGGAGAUGCUGGCCGCCAGGUUCAAAACCGUCGAGCAGGCUGACGCCUUCCGAGAGGUGUUCGAGUCGUGCCGGCAAGGCGCGCCCGUCAGCCGCCUCGUGCAGACACCGCAGACGGCGAAGGCCAAGCAGGCGCCAGGCGACCAGACACCGACCCAGGCCACCAAGUCGUCCGACGGCAAGACAUCAUCCCAGCUUUUCAAGCCUGCCGACGCCAAAACACCGGCACAGACUGAGAGACUCGCCAGCGCCAAGACACCGGCGCAGGCCGCCAAGCCCGCUGUCGCUACGCCCUCGGCGAUCGGCACCGCCUCGGGCUCGUCGAAGCCGGCGUCGGCGUCGUUCGUGUUCGGCGCCGACUCGCCGGCGGCCGGGCCGGGCCAGUUCCACUUCAGCGGCGUCAAGCCCAAGUCGCCGACCAAGCCGCGCUCCCGCGACGUCUCGCUCAACGAGUCGGCCGCCGGCGACGACAACGAGUACUACGAGGGCGACGAGGGCGAACACCUGCUAUUUGAGCCGGUCAUCCCGCUGCCGGACAAGGUGGAGGUGAAGACGGGCGAGGAGGACGAAGAGGUGUUGUACUCGCACCGCUGCAAGCUGUACCGGUUCGAAAAGGAGACCGGCGAGUGGAAGGAGCGUGGCCUGGGUGACAUCAAACUGCUGGAGCACAGGCAGACCAAGAAGAUCAGGCUACUGAUGCGGCGCGAGCAGGUGCUCAAGAUAUGCCUGAACCACCGGCUGACGGCGGAGCUGGAGUUCAGCAUGAAGGACGACAAGUCCGUGGUGUGGGCGUGCACCGACUAUGCCGAGGCCGAGCCGCGCGACGAGGUGCUAACUGCCCGCUUCAAGACGCCGCAGGUGGCGGCCGACUUCGUCGCCGCAGUGCAGAAGGCCCAGGCACGGCUGAACGCCUCGCCCUCCAAGCUGGCCUCUCCACCGGUGGCUCAGUCCAGCGUGCCCGCCGCCCCGGCUUCGGAGCCCCCUGGCUCCAGCGGCGCCGGCGGCGGUUCUGGCGGCCCCGGCCAGGCGACCAGCAUCUUCGGCGGCGGCGGCGGCGGUGGCUCGGUGGGCGCCUCGCCCAGCUCCGGCUUCUCGUUCGGCAGCCGGUUCGGCUCGGCGCCGACCCCGGAGAAGGACGGUCCGAGCGCCAGCUUCACCUUCCGCCUGAGCUCGGCCGGCGCUAACACGGCCGCCCCGGCCCAGGACUCGGACCCUGACGAGGUGCAGAUCGUGGGCGAGAUCCAGCCGACGGCCGAGCAGCGGGCGGCGGCGGCGCGGCUCCAGCUGCCCGCCGGCUUCUUCUUGUACGAGCAGCGGCCGCCGUGUCCCGGCUGCCGUGGCUGUCGCGACCAGAUGCCCGGCGAACAGAGCGCUGCCGGCGACACGAGACCUGAUGACGCCGAUCGGUCGGCCGCGAAGACCGCGGCCGGCUCCAGUACCCCGGCCAGCUCCAGCGUCCCAGCAAGCUCCAGCGCCGGCACCAGCUCUCCCUUCCAGUUCAGCUCGUUUGCUUUCGGCAGUGAUCAGACGAAGGCCGGCCAGGCGACGGGCAAGGCCACGUUCGGAUUCGGUUCCUCUUCGGCCGCCUCGUCCCCGUUCAGCUUUUCGACCGGCACCGCCAAAGCCGGCUCUGGCGUCAUUGCAUCGGUUAGCGGUGGCGAAACCAGCUCAAUCUUUGGAGGAUUGAAGAGCGACAAUAAGACCAGCAAUAUUUUUGGCGGAUCGGGGGCCGAAAUUAAGACCAACAUCUUUGGGGGAUCGGGGUCUGCGGCCAAUUCUGUCUCUAUCUUUAGUGGAUCCGGAACCGAAAAUAAGGUAGGAUCCAUCUUCGGAGGAACGGGAGCUGAUAGCAAAGGAAGUCCUUUCGCUGUAGCAACCGGAACAGGCCCCAAGACUGGCUCCAUCUUUGGGACAGCGGGGACGGACAGCAAGACCGGCUCCAUCUUCGGGGCAGCGGGGCUGACACAAGACCGGCUCCAUCUUUGGGGAACGGGGACUGACAGCAAGACCGGCUCCAUCUUUGGGGGAACGGGGACGGACAGCAAAACCGGCUCCAUCUUUGGGGGAACUGGGACGGACAGCAAGACCGGCACCAUCUUUGGGGGGACGGGUACGGACAGCAAGACCGGCUCCAUCUUUGGGACAGCUGGGGCGGACAGCAAAGUCGGCUCCAUCUUCGGAACCGUGGGGACUGAAGGCAAGUCCGGCUCCAUCUUCGGCGGAACGGGCAACGCCACCGGCACUGCAAGCACACCCAGCUCUGUCUUCGGAGGCUUGUCCGCCAGCAAGGUGACAUUCGCCACCGAGGGCUCGAGCGCAUCGGGGCAGGACACGAACGGCGUGCGCGCGGAGCAGCCGGCGGCCGGCGCCGCCGACCAGCCCACGUUCGGCUUCGCCCUUCAGAGCAGCGGGCCGGCGGUCGACUUCGCCUCGUUCGCCCAGAGCGGAGAGACGUUCGCCAAGAAAGCCGACCCGUCGUUCCAGUUCUCCGGCGCCGGCUCGACGCUGUUCGGCGCUCGACCGGCGGCGGCUGCCGACACCGGCUCCGACGACGAGGCCGCCGCAGACGACUCGGCGCACGACCCGCAGUUCGAGCCGGUGGUGCCGCUGCCCGAGCUGGUGGACGUGCGCACGGGCGAGGAGGGCGAGCAGAAGCUGUUCAGCCACCGCGCCAUUCUGUACCGGUUCAACAACGCCACGGCCGAGUGGAAGGAGCGGGGUCGAGGUGACUUCAAGCUGCUCCACAACCCCGACACCGGCUCAUACCGGCUGCUGCUGCGGCGGGAACAGGUGCACAAGCUAGCCUGCAACCACCGCGUGACGACGGAGAUGGCGCUCAGCCGCUUGGGCUCGAGCACCAGCGCCUGGGUGUGGUCGGCCGUCGACUAUGCCGACGAGGAGCCGCGGCCCGAGACGCUAGCCGUCAAAUUCAAGACCGAGGCGCUGGCCGACCAGUUCAAGCAGGCCUUUGAUGCGGUGCUGGAGAAGCUGAAGGACGGUGAGACGGCUGCGACGGCGGCGGCUGAGGAGGAGGAGGAGGAGGAGGAAGAGGACGACGACAGCCCGAUGUUUGAGAAGCGGGCGACACUGCACGUCGUCAGCGGAGCGGACAAGAAGACCCUGGGCACGGGUGACCUGCGCGUGGUGUACGACGACGAGGUGUUCGGCGUCAAGGUGGUGAUGACGGAGGACAAGACGGGCGUGCUGCUCUGUGACAGCUUCAUCACCAUGCAGCACACCUACCAGUUGGAGGACAAGAUGGUGACGUGGACGGCGCGGGACUACGCGCUGGAGCCGGUGGCGCGGCGCACUGUUUGCGCCCAGUUCGCCUCGGCGGCCGCCGCCCGUGACCUCGCCAGGGUCAUGGACGAGGGCGUCGAGAUCGCGACCUCGUCUGACAUUAGCGAGGCGCUGACGCUGGAGGCCGGCGAGCCGCAGGGCAGCGGAGAUGAAGACUAGCCGACCUGUCACCUGGCGACGCCCGCACGCUGUACACGGCCAUGUGAGCAGGUCCGCGCUCGUUUCACCCUCAUGUAAACGUUUUGAAGUGAUUUUAUGACGUCUCGACGUGCCUGUGUUUCGGCUUUGUUCAGUGGUGAAUAAAUACAUGAUAACCGAUUAAA
Pollicipes pollicipes is the source of this 6530-nucleotide messenger RNA. Its product is annotated as E3 SUMO-protein ligase RanBP2-like. Gene Ontology annotation, cellular component: nuclear pore; cytoplasm. NCBI's taxonomy places the organism in Eukaryota, Metazoa, Arthropoda, Thecostraca, Pollicipedomorpha, Pollicipedidae. The record is from RefSeq and is a predicted model, not a curated record. Gene Ontology annotation, biological process: nucleocytoplasmic transport. Gene Ontology annotation, molecular function: GTPase activator activity.